Dentiscutata erythropus is the source of this 485-nucleotide messenger RNA. The record is from the annotation of a GenBank genome assembly. Lineage: Eukaryota; Fungi; Glomeromycota; Glomeromycetes; Diversisporales; Gigasporaceae.
AUUCUAAUUUAAAACUUAAUGAAACUAUUUGUUUGCUAUUUGUCAAAUGGAAUAUUAUAUAUUUAUGGACAAGAUAUAAUGAAUUGAGUAAUACGGAUCUUAUAGCAUUUGAGAAUUGCCGGCAAGAAAUUUUAUAUACUUUAAUACAACAAAAAAAAAUAACACAAUUUGAAAAUUUAAACUUUAUUAUUGAUAAAAAUCCUUGGUAUAGUUUACAAUUAUAUAAUGCAGAUUAUAUAAUUUCACAACUAAAAUCUGAUAAACUAAUACCACAAGAAACUAUACAAGGUUUUAAAUAUCUUCAAAAUUGCAUAGAAGACUUCUUAUCUGAUAUUGAAAAAAAUUUAUUAAAUUCAGAUAUUCAGAUUGAAGUUUUUAAAAAUGCUAAACUUAAAUCUAAAAUAAUUAUUCGAGCUUCGCCUUCAUAUUAUAAAGCAUCAUAUUAUAGUAAUGUUGCAAUAAAAAUAGAUAAUGAUGAGCAAUAG